Messenger RNA from Cynara cardunculus var. scolymus (artichoke), 852 nucleotides. RefSeq lists its product as uncharacterized. Lineage: Eukaryota; Viridiplantae; Streptophyta; Magnoliopsida; Asterales; Asteraceae. The transcript has 4 exons. The record is from RefSeq and is a predicted model, not a curated record. The coding region runs from base 107 to 634 and encodes 175 amino acids.
UCUCACAAAUCUCUUUACACCGUCGCCGGCGAGGCUCUUCUUUUUCCGAUCUUCAUAUCUCACUUGCUUUCGAGGUGCUUGGAUCAACCUAUUUGUGCCAUGGAAGAUGGAGGAGUUUAUACAGAGCUGUUUUCUUUUCACAAAGAUCAGAUCCCAUGGCUCUGAUCUUGCUCUUAUUGUUGGAAUCGGUGGUCUCGGAUUUUUUUUUUCAAACUAUAAUCAGGGGGAUCCAGCACUAGACGCCAAGAUGCUGCAAAUAUGGGAGACCCGGGGCGCCAAAAACUACAAUGAUGGUAUGAAUUCUGCUAGGAGAAAGGCAGGCAAAAAGGCCAGAAGUCAAUUGAUGCCCUAUGUAGAAAACGACCCUAAUAGAGAUAUGAAUAUGUUGAAGGGCUUCCACCCCAAGUGGCUUGAUCCUCGUAUCUGGUACGAGAUGAUUGAUCGUUGGAACACGCCCCAUUGGAAGGGUGUUGUUUCCAAGAUAGUGCAUGAUAACCAGAUGACCAUAGUGGAAGGUGAUAUAGCCAAACACACCGGCGGAUCGAUCACGUUCGCCCUGCAUGGUUCUCGCCUGACGAAAGCAAAAAAUUGGUGUGCCACCGGCCGCUGUGGAACUCUUUGGCCAUACGUAUAAGAAGAGGUCGAGUACAGAGUCAUCUUCGGGUAACGGGUCACGAGAGGAGUACAUGACUUCGAGGUGUAGUCGGGUUGCGGAAGAAGAAACGGUAGGAUAAAGGCCAAAUCGAUGUUCAAGUUCUCAAACAAAGAAAGCGACCCCUUAGACCUAGACGAUGAUGUUCAAGACGAUGUUGAUCUUAUUUCUAUCGAAGAAACAGGUAUCCUCUUGUUACA